Messenger RNA from Petromyzon marinus (sea lamprey), 2755 nucleotides. RefSeq lists its product as uncharacterized. Gene Ontology annotation, molecular function: DNA-binding transcription factor activity, RNA polymerase II-specific; RNA polymerase II cis-regulatory region sequence-specific DNA binding. Gene Ontology annotation, cellular component: PcG protein complex; transcription regulator complex; chromatin. Gene Ontology annotation, biological process: regulation of transcription by RNA polymerase II. The record is from RefSeq and is a predicted model, not a curated record. Lineage: Eukaryota; Metazoa; Chordata; Hyperoartia; Petromyzontiformes; Petromyzontidae.
GGGGGGGAGGGUGAAGCCUCAAUUAUUUGUCGACAUUGGCCUUCAAAUGAGCGACAGUUCAGUUCCUUCAGCUGGAGAUGUAGGACUGUGGGAGAGGUGCCACUCGUGUGCCACCGUGCCCCUGACUCGCAGCUAUCACGCAGCUCAGCAGUGAGUCUGACAGUCUGGCGGCCUGCCCCAUGGAUGAUCACACAUCCUCUAAUCUAGCCUCACUGCAGACUGCCGCUGGCUCAAGAUUGUAGCUGCUGUGGUGCUCUCUGUUCGUGCUGCUACUGCCCGGACUUCAGUACUAACACUGAAUCGAUCGCAUGGAGAAAAGACGCUCGACACAGCCCAGUGCUAAAAGGCACCAAUGCGACAAGUGUCAAUACAGCACGGAUCGCCGUGGACAUUUGCAGCAGCACCAGAGAACACACACGGGCGAGAAGCCCUUCAAGUGCACUCUGUGUGGGAAGACGUUUGCAGAGUCAGGAACUCUUAAGAAACAUUAUAGAACACACACGGGUGAGAAGCCCUUCAAGUGCACUGUGUGUGAGAAGGCAUUUUCUCGUUCACAUGCUCUUCAUAUCCAUCAGAGAACACACACGGGUGAGAAGCCCUUCAAGUGCACUGUGUGCAAGAAGGCAUAUGCUAAUUCAAGAAAUCUUCCUUUUCAUCAGAGAAGACACACAGGUGAGAAGCCCUUCAAGUGCACUGUAUGUGGUAAGGGGUUUGCGCGAUUAGAAGCCCGAAAGAAGCAUGAGAAGACCCACAAGGAGACGGAGGUGGAAUCGAGAAGUAAAAGUCAAAGUGCUGUACUGAUCCCAUCUCGCAUGGAACAAGAACGAGAAGACAACCCCAGCUUGGCAACAUCAUCAGCAGUGAAGGUGGAAUGUAAAGAUGAAUAUUUUACUCCAGAACCCGGCCUCCAGAUGGAUAAAGACAGCGUGAAGCAGGAGAAGCAGGAUUAUUUUGAGGGAGAGCGAGGCGACUCCCAGGAGUUUGUGGAUGUGGAGGUGUGGGUAGAGUUUUUGGGGGAGCGGUCCUGGAGCGGUUAGCGUGCUGCGCAACACACACACAGAGUAUACACAGUGGAGAAGGUGAAGUGCUGCAAUGAGCCCAUCUCUUAUGAAACAAGAACCAGUAGAAAUUACAUCUUGGCAACAUGGCCAGGAGUGACGGUGAAAUUUGAAGAUCAAGAUUCGACUCCAGGAACCGACCUACAAGUGGAUGGAGGCAGCGUGAAGCAGGAGAAUUAUGAUCCCCAGGAGUUUGUGGAGGUGUGCGUAAACUUUUUGGACAUAGCUGAGGAGGGGCCAGUACAACGGUGCAUCCUUUUGGGACAUGCUUUAGAGAGUUUCGGUCUAUACCCAAAACCCUAGCUAGCAUCGCCGUGGUUUAGAUUAGUGGGGCCCCUGUUUCACGCGACUCCCCAAAUGACCGUGUGGGGAAUAUAACAAAGACCACUGCCGGUAUAUUCCAGAUUGAUAGUGUUUACUUAGAAUUUAAAUUUGAUAUAAGCUUUAAAUUGUCAAAUGGUAACAGGCCUGCUAAUUCUAUGGGGGACUGCACACAUCACGAGCAAUUAUACCAACCCAAAUGGCCUUCACAACAGCACAACAACCCGACGCCCACGGCUUCACGGAUUUCCUCCACCACGAGCAAUCCCCAAAAGGCACGCACCAAGUAUCACCGGGCUCUGGAACGGACUAAACAAAACGUUCCAAGUACCACCUCAGAGGAUCACCUCCCUUCCUCCCGACAUAUGUCCCAGCUGUCAACACCCCGCAGUCCUCACCAAGCGUUCCCUUCACGGCAGCAGCGGGUGGUUCCCCGUGAUUCCCCACCCCUGGCUCCAAAAACAAUUGUAGCGGAGACGACCCACUGGUGAAUGGACCAACCGUCCACUGCAGAACCCCAGUCGAUCGCGCCCACCAGCCAGCAAGUGGUUAUCACACCCAGGCUGGACUCCAAGGCGAUGGUUGCGGUGCUGACCUACCAGCACGGCUGGGGAGGAGGAGUUUCCCCUGUGGUCGACAUAGUCUCACGUCUCCAGCACGGCAGCCGCAUUGAGCAGGAAAAAGAACGGAAUGGAAUAUCCGCCUCUACAGUCUCCGCAGCGUACCCUUUAUUGAGUUGCACCCUUGGUUUUUUUUUUCCAAAUUGAUUAGCACGGCGAGCUCAUGAGUCCAAACCCUUGUGCUCCCGAGCUGAUCUAAUACCCCACACACCUGCAACCGCUUUCGCACAAAGCCCCCCCCGCGCGUCCCUCGCUCCUCAAUCGAGACACCCUGCCCCCAAAGCUAUCACUAACUGCCACAGCCAGCAUGUGUGAAAUUGCAUCCUGGGAAGAUGUGUAACCUAGAGUUUGAGAAUGAUGUUCCAUAGCAUUCGCUUUAUUCAUAGGCUUCUGAAAUUUCUAGAAGGCAUACAGGUGUAGGUGUUAUCCAAUCGGAGAUGUGCUUUCUGUACUUAUGAAGUAAUUCAUUGCAGAAGUGAAUUAGUCGAUAUGGAAUGCAUACUGCCUAUUAAAAACAUAAUUUAGGUGCAUAUUUUGAUAUGUAUGAAAUUAUUAAGUAUACAUUUAACUGUUGGACAUUGCUAUUAAAAUUACUGCCAGGUAUGGCCGUGAUUUUUGUAUGCUUCCAAUCUGUUUUUGUAAUUGCUUUUUAAAUGCACUUUAAUAACAAAAAAGUUAAGCAAUUUCAUAAUAUUAAAAUCAGGCUUUUUACACUUACAAAAAUGUACAUUCAUAAUAUAAAAACAUUUAAUUUCA